UAUCAAAAUAAUUUAUACUUGAUAUAAGAUAACUCUAUAUUGUAUUGGUUGGACAACCAGGAUAAGAAAAAUACAUCCAAUAAAACCAUAACUUGUAUAUAGGGCCAAGUGAGCACAAGUAAGUGUAAAUAAUACGAUUUUUCAAAUUCGUUGCUUGAUCAAAAUCUGUUUAUCCACCUUUUAGACCUUAAAUGUUACAGUUAUCAACUUUUCUCUUCUGGUGUUGUUUAUUUAAGAUAAAAAUCUCUUAACAAGUAAAUAAACAAAUAUAAAACCACAGGGAUUUGUGAGAUUGUAAAAAAAACACACACACAGUCUUUAGCAACAAAAAUAACAACACCGUUAACCCUUAGUCAUGCAGGACACGAUUGAUUAUGCCCUUGCGACCAGUGCAGAUCAUGAUCAGCCUGCACAUCCGUGCAGUCUGAUCAUGACCUGUACUGAUCGCCAUUAUGUCAGUAUCUUUUUGGUAUGCAUCCCUUUUAACAAGUAAAGGCCCUGUUCAAAUUGAAAGAUGGACAAGUUCGUUAUAGAAAUUUAGCAGGGUAAGGAUUAACAACAAGGACAAUGAGAACAACGAUAAUAAAUAAAACAGAAAGAGUUCUGCUAUAGUAACAUUUAAUGAUAAUAAUUAUGAUGAUGAUGAUUGCUAUGGGAAUCUUAAUAUCAAGAGUCUGUAUCACGACCCUGUGAGGAAAAUAUGUUGAUAAUUUACUUUAAUCACUGAACAAAUCCGAAAAACAAUGGAGUGGUGUACUUAGAUAUCAACGAACUUACAAACAUUGACUUUUAAGAAUUAACAUUACAUUAAUUGCGGACUUUACGGAUUCAGAAGAUUAACAUUAUAGUGUUUCCGACGCGAUGCAGCAAUCACACAGUAUAUCAAAUAUAAGUGAUGCAAUCAGAAGUCAUAUACACAGAGAUUCUUUCAGCGGGCUGGGGCGACACCUAUUCUCACCAAGCAGGGCAAAUGAUCUUCCGAUGAAAAAUGCCGAUUUUGCCAGCGUCUCGGCGGCUGUUAUCCACUUAUUUCAAAAGAAGAAGUUGCAGGAAAAUGAACUUACAACCUUACAAGAAGCCGUCAGGAACCUAAUGACGACUGAAGCGGGUCCUUUGAUGUUCAACUACUAUAAGGACAAACUUUUAAAAAAGGGGAUGGUUAUAUUGAGAGAAAAGAUCAAGCAUGAAACAGGACAAACGCUGUUAACAAAGUUGGGAGAACAGUGGAAUUUUUUCUACAAAGAAAUCUUGCCAGUGUUGCAAGCACUCUUGUAUCCUGUGAAAGCGAAAACGUUAGCAAUAAGAGAGGUGGCCUUACUGGAGUUUAGAAACACCGUGCUCCUCAAAUUACCUGUUAAAGAAGCUUUGCAAGAGUCAUCACAAUCUGGGCCAGUAUCGCCUGCUGUACAACAGAUGUUGUUAGUUCUGCAUGGAGUUCACGAGUACCCAUGCACAGAUAACUCUAUAGAGUUAGAGAAACUGGUUGCCAGAGUUACUUCCCCUCAUUUAGGAAUUAUGGGAUUGUAUUCCGGUGGCAGUGAGCCAGAGAUAAGAAGUAAUUUUAAAUCAACACCAGCACAUCCGAUACCUGUAAUACAAUUAUCAGAUGACAACGCUGACUCAGACGAGGAAGUAACAUCAACUGACCAAAGAUUGAAGAGAGAAGGUCUCUCUCCGCAGGCAAAUCGCUUAAAGCAAAAAAGAAGUUCUGGGCUACUACAAAAUCCCAUGUUGGCAGCUGUUAAAGAACAAGACAGGGGUCAGAUGAGGAGAUACAGCAUUGCUACUUCCUGACAGGCUAUCAAAUUGCCGUUGUGUUCCGUACAAUAAGUAUUAACUACUGGUAGAUAGUCCGCUGGAACGUUCAGGAUUGAAUUUAAAGAUGCUCCCAUUUUCAUUCCAUUUGACCAAACAAUGAAAGAUUGAGAGCAACAUCACUAGGAGAGUUGGUCAGUCAGAAACAGAACAUAUCAGAUUAGGAAGAAAAAACUCGCCUUUGUAGUGGGAUACUUCUUCUUUAAAGGUAUUGUUAACAGAGGUAAUACCGAUCGUGCAAUGGACAGCAAGUCUUUCACCGGAACAUGCAGAAAUUGAAUCUACCAUUCAACUCUGCUUGGUUAAACAGUGCAACAUCUAUAGUGACAUUAGCAGGAAGUUUGAAAUACAUGUACAUGUGUUGUUUUGAGUGGUUAUACAGGUCAGGUUGGCCGUUUGUUGUCAGAGGUUAUACGGUGCUACAUUUAACUGAAAGUGUAAUGUUAAGUUGCUUGUGCCAAACAUGAGGAUGUACUUCACAUUUGACAAAUUAAUGAAAAAGACGAAGUACAAGUUGUCACGGAAAUGCGUCAGUGAACAAAUUUUUACUAGGUUUGUUCGUCUGCCGAGGGAUAAAAAGACACACUAAACACCAAUGUAAUCAGUACAGAACGUCUUUAACAAUAUGUGAUUAAGUAAGAACGUCUAGUGGUAAUUGUACGUAAGUAAUUGGAUUACUUAAGGAAAUGAACUGUGUGGUAGUAGAGUGCUCAGGGAUGUUUUGUGUAUAUGACAAACUGGUUGCAUUGCCAAAAUAGCUUGUACUUGUCUACAAAGUAUAUUGAUCUCAUUUUUUCUGUCUGCAGCUUUUUUCAAUUUCCGUUGCUCACUUUUAAGUUUUAUUUGCAACUUUUCAAGUGAUGUUUUGCUGUAAUGUAAUUUUCCAUACAUGCGACAGUUUAUUGGACUGGUGAACACUUCAGCAUAGAAAAACAAGCAUAUUUAUUUAUUUGUAAAUAAUAUCAUAAAUUAUGUAUACAUACGCAUGUUUUUUUUGUUUCAAUCUGGAGUUUUGUAUUUUGGAAUCCAAGACCUUGAUGAACAUAUUUAUGUUGUGCAUCAUGAUAAUGUAUAAAAUCAUUUUUCAGUAAUGGAGACAAAUUCUUUAUGUACAAGACGGAUCCUAUAUUAUGUUUAAGACUUAUAUAUCUCAGUGAUUUGUCGUUGAAUAAAAUCAUUGUUUGGGAGUACAGACGUGAAGGAAUUAUAUCAAGAGGGCACUUAAUACGCAUCUAAACGACAAUAAUUUUAUUCACAGAUACCACAGACGAGAUAGCUCACAUUAUUUGUAAUGACCCUGGAAUCUUGUUCGGUAACUAUACAUGUAUUAUAAGGUUACAUCCUAUCCAAGCUAUAGGCAUUUCAAAGGAACACAUGAUAAAAAGAUGAAAAGUAUUUUCCCAAAUGUAAUUAUUUUUAUUUCAGUAUUUUAUAAUUUGACCAGUAAUUGCAAAUAACUAAACUCUUGCCUCAGGUGGUUAUUUUCCUGUCGGAAAGAUUGUAUAUGCCACAGAAGUAACAAGAGCUGUCCGUAAGACAGCGCGCUCGACUUUUCUCAGUGCUUGACUCUGAAUUUGAGCUUUGCCAGUAAAAAAAAAUCCAAGUUAAAAAGGGGCAUAACUCUGUUAAAAUUCAAAUUAUAGUUAUGAGAAUUGUGUCUCCUGGUGUAGACUUUGAUAGUAAAUAACUAUUUUGAGUUUCAGGUCAAAAGCUUUAAUAGUAACAGAGAUAUUUGACUUUAUCCAAAAUUUUAACAAAAGAAAUCUAAGUUAAAAGGGGCAUAACUCUGUCAAAAUUCAAAUCAGAGAUAUGGGGAUUGUUUCUCCUGGUGUAUACUUUGAUGGUAAAUAAGUAUUUUAAGUUUCGAGUCAAAAGCUUUGAUAGUAACAGAUAUUUGACUUUAUCAAAAACUUUAACUAAAAAUUCUAAGUUAAAAAGGGGCAUAAUUUUGUCAAAUUCAAACCAGGGUUAUAGGAAUUGUGUCUCCUGGUGUAGAUUUUGAUAGUUAAUAACUAUUAUGAGUUUCAAGUCAAAAUCUUUAAUAGUAACAGAGAUAUUUGACUUUAUCAAAAAUUUUAACAAAAUUUCUAAGUUAAAAAGGGGCAUAACUCUGUCAAAAUUCAAUUCAGUGUUAUGGGGAUUGUUUCUCCUGGUGUAGACUUUGAUAGUAAAUAAGUAUUUUAAGUUUCAAGUCAAUAGCUUUGAUAGUAACAGAGAUAUUUGACUAUCAAAAACUUUAACCAAAAAUUCUAAGUUAAAAAGGGGCAUAAUUCUGUCAAAAUUCAAACCAGAGUUAUGGGCAUUGUUUCUCCUGGUGUAGACUUUGAUAGUAAAUAACUAUUUUAAGUUUCAAGUCAAUAGCUUUGAUAGUAACAGAGAUAUUUGACUUUAUCAAAAACUUUAACCAAAAAUUCUAAGUUAAAAAGGGGCAUAAUUCUGUCAAAAUUCAAAUCAGUGUUAUGGGGAUUGUUUCUCCUGGUGUAGACUUUGAUAAUAAAUAACUAUUUUAAGUUUCAAGUCAAUAGCUUUGAUAGUAACAGAGAUAUUUGACUUUAUAAAAAACUUUAACUAAUGACGACGCCGACGCUGGGGCGAGUGCAAUAGCUCUACAUUUUCUUCGAAAAGUCGAGCUAAAAACUACAUUUAUUUUUAUAGCUCUUUGUAUGUACCAAUUUACCACAUAGGGCUAUCUCGAACGCAUGACUGGUACACAUAGCUGUUUCGCUAGUCACGUGUACAGAAUUGAUGCGCAAUUGCCUGAAUAAAAUGAGUGCAAAUUGGUGUACAGGGUCAAAGAAGGCGAAUGGAAUUGUUCCCAUUUUUUAGAUUAAUGUCUAAGGGAGACAACUGAGAAAAUAAAUUAACACCACACCGAUUAGGUUGCAAGAACUGUAUUUUUUCUGAUUGAAUCAUUGACACAGAUAACAGUGUGAGCUUAUUCACUGAUAAAUAAAACUUAAAAUUUCUAUAAUAAUGUGAAAUGUACCAUGCAGAUGGGUACGAUGUGUUGUAAACAGGAUUUGGUAUCAUAGUAUCCCACAUGAUGUAACUAUUUUCAUCUCCCUAAAAGGUAGGGUAUAUGACCUUUCAACUGGUAGAUUCCUAACAUGACAUCCUGAGCUGGAAGCAUAGUAUUCAGAUGUAGGUUUGAAAGUACAUCAUGUUACCUGCUGUAACAUGGGAGAAAUUUUAUUUACUGUUUUAAUUAUCUUAAAAGAAUAAAAGUACAAAAAUG
Mercenaria mercenaria is the source of this 5050-nucleotide messenger RNA. RefSeq names its product proline-rich protein 5-like. The transcript is spliced from 9 exons. The record is from RefSeq and is a predicted model, not a curated record. Gene Ontology annotation, cellular component: TORC2 complex. The coding region runs from base 862 to 1794 and encodes 310 amino acids. Gene Ontology annotation, biological process: TORC2 signaling. Lineage: Eukaryota; Metazoa; Mollusca; Bivalvia; Venerida; Veneridae.